Messenger RNA from Planococcus citri (citrus mealybug), 3515 nucleotides. RefSeq names its product band 4.1-like protein 5. NCBI's taxonomy places the organism in Eukaryota, Metazoa, Arthropoda, Insecta, Hemiptera, Pseudococcidae. The transcript is spliced from 19 exons. Gene Ontology annotation, molecular function: cytoskeletal protein binding. Bases 237 to 2786 code for a protein of 849 amino acids. Gene Ontology annotation, cellular component: cytoskeleton. The record is from RefSeq and is a predicted model, not a curated record.
GAGUUUAUUGUUGUGUUGUGUGUGUGUUUGUUCUAUUUUAAACUAUUGUUUAAUUAAUUAAUUAAUUAAUCGUUUAAUCCUUAUCUAAUUUCUUUUAAUUAUACUAAUUAAUCAAUACACAUCCAGUAAUUUCAACAAAUUUCCUUCAAUGUUUUUAUUUAAUCGUGCAAUUGUAAAGUGAUGUUCAACUGGUGGUAGAUUUCGGAUAACAUCUACGUUUAGCAACGUAUUCCAAAAUGUUGAGAUUUUUGAGCAAGAAAAGAGGACGACAUGGACAUAAGACCAUCAACCAUGUAAAAAAUGAUUCCCGCAGUCAACCUCAAAAUAAGCAUAGCAUACAUUGUAAAGUUAUUCUACUAGAUGGUACUGACUUAUCAGUAAAUCUAUCUAAAAAAGCUGUUGGUAGUGAUUUAUACGAACAGGUAUUUUAUUCGUUGGAUUUAAUCGAAAAGGAUUAUUUCGGUUUACAGUAUACUGAUGCCAAUAACGUACAGCAUUGGUUGGAUCCAACUAAACCUAUCAAGAAACAAGUUAAAAUCGGACCGCCUUACACAUUACGACUCAAAGUAAAAUUUUAUUCAUCCGAGCCAAAUCUCUUGCGAGAGGAACUUACCCGUUACCAGUUUUUCUUACAAUUGAAACAAGAUAUCUUGGAAGGAAGAUUAGAAUGCCCUGAGAAUGUUACCGUUGAAUUAUCCGCUCUUGCCUUACAAUCUGAACUUGGUGAUUAUGAGGACCAUCAUACUCCAGCAGUUAUUUCGGAAUUUCGAUUUGUACCCAAUCAAACGGAAGAAAUAGAGAUACAAAUUUUAGAUGAAUACAAAAAGUGCAGAGGAUUGACUCCAGCUCAAGCUGAAAUGAAUUAUCUUAAUAAAGCCAAAUGGCUAGAAAUGUACGGAGUUGAUAAUCACAUUGUAUUGGGUAAAGAUGGCUGCGAAUAUUCCCUCGGCUUGACGCCUACUGGUAUUUUAGUUUUUGAAGGAAAUCAAAAAAUUGGAUUAUUUUUCUGGCCGAAAAUUAGUAAGCUGGAUUUUAAGAAAAAGAAACUCACUCUUAUAGUUGUCGAAGACGAUGACCAAGGAAGGGAACAAGAACAUACUUUUGUUUUCAGAUUGCAUAAUGAGAAAGCAUGCAAACAUUUAUGGAAAUGUGCAGUCGAACAUCACGCUUUCUUCAGACUCAGAGCCCCCAUAAAAGGUCCUUCAGCUAAGCAGAACUUUUUCCGAAUGGGUUCUCGGUUUAGAUAUAGUGGUAAAACCGAAUUCCAAACAACGCAACAGAAUCGAGCCAGAAGAACUGUUCAAUUUGAAAGGAGGCCUAGUCAAAGAUACGCCCGAAGACAAUCACACGUUUUACGAGAAAGACAAAGAACCGUUGUUAAUACCGAAAAUGCCGAAAGCAGCAAUUCAAAAAAAUCCGAAAGUGCUGAAAAAGCUCAACCUUCUGAAACGACAAACGUCUCCAGUCCUUCGGGAGUGGCUGAAAAACGACUGGAUUCGUUGCUAAAAAGCCUCGCGAAGGAGACGCCGUUGACGAAUGAGGAUAAAAAUGAUACUAAUUCGGCCAAGUCUACUUUGACGAAGAAAAGUGAAGAAAUUAUUGAUCUCGACCAUCUUUCAUCGGUUGAUCCAUCAACGGCGAAUAUAAAUUCAUCCGGUGUAAACUCUGGUACGAAAUCAAUCUCGAAGGGGCAAUUGAAGUGCAAUAUAUUGAAAGCCAAAGUAGAAGAAGAAUUGCGUAAAGUAUUUACCACCGAAGACAAAAAUGAGACUAAUACCACCAAAUCAACUUUCAACAGUAAAACUGAUGAUUCCGGAUUUGAUCGUCUUUCUUCGGUAAGUUCUGUUUCACCAAUUCCGAACAAUAGGCAAAUCAGCAACAGCCUUGGUCCUAAGCCUAUACCCAAAGAUCAACUAAAAUGUAACAUUUUGAAAGCUAAAGUUGAAGAAGAAAUGAAUAAAACAUCGUUGAUAUCGUUUGAUCCGCUUUAUGAUCCUAACCCGAAGAAAAAUACCAGCAGCGUUGACGUUUCUUUAUUAUUUGCUGAAAAUUUGAAAUCUCCUCGGUGUGAAAAUGAACAAGCUACCAUUGUUUCUGUGGGUGGCGACAAAUUAACCUUAUCUUUAAACGGCAACACUCCGUCGAAAGACCACUCAAACGGUAGCUUAGACGCUUCAUCGCCAAUCGACAGUCCUCCGGUCAGUUUAAUCGACUUGGAAGUAAAAAGAUGCGCUACUCCGGUCACAGUAACACAUUUUUCAUGGAGCGAAGCCGGUAAAUUGGAGCAGCGUAUCGUUACACGAAGCACAUCACCAACGCAACCGCUUUCACUGCCUUUGACCAUUACUUCAGACGAGACAUUCAACUCGAACAAUCCAUUUACCAGUUUGCUGUCGGUGCCCAAUACUUCGAGCCAAAUCGGAAAUACCUCGUUGACUUCUACCAAUCCGUUCUUAACUCCUUCAAAUCCUUUCGCUAGUGUUAAUGAAAAGGAAACCGAAAAGGUGAGAAGUACACCUUGUGUUGAGGUCAAUGUUACAGAAGAUUCGGUCAGGAUACCUGAGAAAGUUGACAAAACUGCCAAGGUAGUUGAGAAAAUUGACAAAACUGCCAAGAUAACCGAGAAAGCUGACAAAACUGCUAAUAAAAAUAAGGCCGAAGUUGUACCAAGUUUGAAUCAAAUCUCACCUUGGCUAGUUUCAGCUGAAGGAAACUCAUCUGUUCCGACCAAGUCGAAAGAAACAGUGCCUGUGGUGAGAAAAACAGUGAUCACGACGCAGUUGUAAUCUAUACAGAUUUUUAUUAUAAGAUAACAAUUUAUUGAUGUAUUCGUUAAUCUCGUUUAUUUAUUUUUUUCCAAUCUCAACGUAUAAAAUGCUUGAAUUCAAAGACUAAAAAAAAAAUAUUGUGAUAUUUGAAAGUAUUAUGUCGAUGUUUUUGAGUAUAUGAAAUUUUUUCUCAUUUAUUUAAGCUAAUCUCUACGAAAACUGCCAUCGUAGAUGAAAAAUUACGAAUUUUUUUUCUAAAUUUUAAGAUCGAUCCGUACUUCCCACUGAUUUUUUUAUACCUAGGUUAAGCUUCAUUUAGAUAAAAAUUGCAAAUUUUGAUACUAGAUUUAAACAGUAGUGUAAAAUGUUAGAUCUUAUAGAUAUUAUUACAUAGCUGGCCGGUGAUUUUAGGAAAGUAAAUACGAGUGCGUGCCAUGGAAAAGCAUUUUUAUAUGAAUCAGUAUUUAUUUUUAUGAGAAGAUUUUUUUUUUGUUUAGAUUCAAUCUAAAUUGUAACGAAAUUUUGUAUUUAUUUUCUGUGAUUUAUUUUAGCUACCUAAGCAAAGUAACUGGUGGAAUGAAAGUUAUGUACUUAAUUUUACAAUUCUUCCGUCCUUAUAGAUUUUGUAUCACUAGUUUUAAUUCUUAUACUUACGUUAGUAAAAUUAUUUAAAAAUACGAUCAGAGUUGUCAUUUUGUGUGCUCGAUGGGUUUUAAAAUGAAAAAUACAGCGUGAAUAUUGGAGAUA